Postia placenta MAD-698-R-SB12 is the source of this 1368-nucleotide messenger RNA. RefSeq lists its product as hypothetical. NCBI's taxonomy places the organism in Eukaryota, Fungi, Basidiomycota, Agaricomycetes, Polyporales, Adustoporiaceae. Gene Ontology annotation, molecular function: nucleosome binding. Gene Ontology annotation, cellular component: Swr1 complex. The transcript has 10 exons. Bases 1 to 1368 code for a protein of 455 amino acids. The record is from RefSeq and is a predicted model, not a curated record.
AUGAAACCCCGUUCUACCGUCGUCGUAGACAAUGGCGCUGCCACCAUCAAGGCAGGUGUGCUCGGAGUACAUACUGACCCUAGGGUCGUUACCAACGCCAUCGUGCGUUCGAAGGGCGAUAAGAUGACAUACAUCGGCCAUGAAUUUGAGAAAUGCCGUGAUCACUCGUCAUUACAUUACCGUCUUCCUUUUGAGAAGGGCUUUCUCUUAGACUGGGAUGCCGAAAAGGCAGUCUGGGACGGCUUGUUCUCCGCCGAGUGCCUAGGGAUCAACACUACGGAGUCCUCGUUGCUCAUCACUGAACCUUACUUCAACCUUCCGAAUAUACAAAACGUCUACGAUCAAUUUGUAUUUGAAGAAUACGAAUUUCACUCGUAUUACCGCUGUACACCUGCCUCGCUCAUCCCACAUGGAGACCUGUUUGCAAGAGAGGGGUAUGGACCCCCGGAUUGCAUGCUCCUGGUAGACUCAGGCUUUAGUUUCACACACGUCGUUCCUAUCAUGAACGAUUCAAUCUUAUGGAAUGCGGUCGCGAGAAUUGAUGUUGGCGGAAAGCUUCUGACGAACCAUCUGAAGGAACUGGCCUCAUUCCGACAGUGGAACAUGAUGGAUGAAACUUACAUCAUCAAUGAUAUCAAGGAAACCUGCUGCUACAUCUCUACAAAUUACAAAGAAGACCUCGAAGUGUGCCGGCAAAAUCCCAGAUCUAAUGCCAUCGUGCAAGAGUAUGUCUUACCUGAUUUCUCGAUGAACCGCAUCGGGCAUGUACGGCAACCCGGCGAGGCGCUAGAGGACACAGCCCAGGUAAUGUAUAUGAACAAUGAAAGGUUUAGCGUUCCGGAAACAAUAUUCCGACCGGAUGACAUUGGUCUGGAGCAGUCUGGUAUUGCCCCUGCUGUCGCUAAUAGCAUCGCGCUCUUGCCGGAGGAUUUCCAAGGAAUGUUCUGGGCACACAUUGGUCUUGUCGGUGGGAAUACCAGAGUCCCUGGCUUUCGUGAGCGGCUAUUAUCUGAACUACGUGCACUGGCGCCGGUGGACUGCGAAGUGAUCAUCUACGCUUCAAAUGACCCUAUACUGGAGACUUACCGAUCCGCAACCGCUUUCGCGCAGAAGCCAGAGUUCCUUCAGGGCUGUGUGACCAGAGAGGAGUAUCUUGAAUUUGGGAGCAACGCCUGUCGCAGAAAGUUCAGAGACUCAAAGCGCGCGGACAAAGAGGCGACAAGGGGGCGAGAACAAGCGAAAGGAAGAGCUGCGACGAGAGCACGGGAAGACGAAGACGAAAGCGAAGGGGAGAGCCCUCCCGUCGCCAGGAAAGGCGGGAGGGGCAGAGGGCGGGGCCGGGGUACCAUGCCUCGACGGCAAGUGUGA